CGAGGCGAAUGAAAAAACGGGCCGAGCGAGAAAAUGGCGUAGAAGCCCAGGAAAAUUCAUCUCGUUUAAAAAACCUAAAAAACAAGGAAGACUUAGCAAAUAUUCCAAGCUCUGGGCAGAGAUGUUUCCCGGAGGAAAUGGCAACGCCGACAUGGGCUACAACAAGCACGCCCACGUCCACGGACACGGACUUGUCCACGGGCUCAACCAUAAUCAGUUCCUGGGACAACCCCCGCCGCCACCCACACACUUUCCCCUGCCCCCGGGUGGAGGUCAGGGCAUGGUGACCCCCCUCGUGGCCGCUGGUCUUCCGCUCGCCAUGCAGGGUGGCGCCGGCAUCGAUUGGGCGCAGCUCGCCCAGCAGUGGAUCCACAUGCGAGACGCUUCCCCGGUCGCCAUGCCCGUGGCUCCUCCACCGCCCAUCAUCGGUAAUGUGCGGGAGUACCACAACCAGACGCAGCCGAUGCCGCUGCCCAGUGUAGUCAGGGCGUGCCAUCCAAUCCUCGAGGAGCACGGAGAGGCGGACAUGGACAUGGACGACGAGCAUGAACGGGGACAUGGCGCAGACACACCUCCACCGCCGGCUCCAGUUGUUACGCAAUCCCAAUGGAUGGCGGUCAGCGAGGCCCCUGCCCAGGCCGUAGAGGCCUCCAGCGGAGCGGCUGCCACGCUGGGUAAGCAGGCAUGGAACAACUGGCACACGCUGCCCGGCAAAUCCACGGGCAAUCCCACGGCGCAUAUACCCUCGCUGCUCAAGCUCAACGUCAGCAAUCCAAAUGAGCCGCAGCAACAGCUGCAGUUGCAGUUGCAGGCACCGCAGCAGCAGCCAACGCAUCCUCACCAUCCACAAGCACAUCAGCCACAUUCGCAUCACCCACCACCACACAUACAGCAGCAGCAGCAUCAACAGCCACCGCAGACGCAGCAGGAAAGCGGAAGUGGCAGUGCCAGCAGUGAGAUCGAUGCAAACAAACGCAAAAUGUUGCCAGCUUGGAUAAGAGAGGGCCUGGAGAAAAUGGAGCGCGAAAAGCAGCGGCAGCUGGAGCGCCAGCAGCCCUCUAUUGGUACGACAGAUGAUGAGGUCAAUCAUGUUAAGCAAGUAUCAAGCAAAACACUAACAACACCUGUUAAUCUAUUGAACAUCGCGAACGUGGCUAGCGACAGCGAAGAUUCCAUUGGCUUGCCUGGGGAGGAGACGCUUGGAGAAUUGAAGGAUCAGCAAAUAGGUAAUGAAUUAAUAAGUAAAGACGGCGAUAUCAGCAGCAGCGACGAACGGGAGGAAGACCAACGAGGCCCCACCGAAACCGGAAAGCGGGAGGCGGCGGAGCAAGUAACAGCGGCAAUUGAAAACGAUGUCAAUGGUAAAAACUACGAAGAAAGACUGGCGGAUCUGAUGCUUGUGGUUCGUCGGACACUAACCGAAAUCCUGCUGGAAACCACAAACGAAGAGAUUGCAGCCAUUGCAGGCGAGACUUUGAAAGCACACCGUGCUAAAGCGUCAUCAGCCCAAGUGAUUCGCAAAAGCGCCUUGUCCUCCAUUACCGGCAACUUGGGUUUAGCUGCCUAUGGCGAUUCUUCCAGCGAAAGCGAAGAGGAUGAGAAUGACGGAGAUGGCGAGCGCCAAGCGGAUGCUGGAAAGGAUGGCGACAAAAGCGUUCAUAUAAGCGCGGAGGAGUUGAAGGCUCGCAUACGGCGCAGCAAACGAUCCUUCGAGCGAGUCAUUGACGACAUUGAAGAUCGAGUGGUCAAACAAGAGCAGCUAGAUGAGCAAACUCUGCAGCGACAUCGCAAGCGGGAGCUGGAGCGCUCCGACGCCGGUGCUAGCGAGCAUCGUCGCCCGCUGGCCAAACCGGAACCGGCCGGCGAUUUGGCCAGUCAACCAACCCAUGAAAAGCUGCUGCAGUUCAAUGGCAAACGACCCAGCCGGAAAGAGCGCACCACUCGCUUCAGCGACAAUAAGGACGGCAAGCAUCAGUCGCAGAGCUACGUCCAACAAGUGGUGGCAGCUGCCUCUGUGGCUCCACUGAACACAAUGACCAGCAGCACAGGUCCCCCAAAGCUGAAGCCCGUUCCAAAUCCGGCCACCAAUCUGCUACAGAUGCCAGAGUCUGUAGCCAGCAUGCUAAGUGCGGCGGACAAGGCGCUUCAAAAGGCCAACAAAUCGUCGCGCAAGUCGAAAAGCAAGCGUCGGCACUCGUCCACCUCCUCCUCUAGUAGCACGAGUAGUGGGAGCAGCUCGAGCAGUGAAAGCGACGACAGCAGCAGCAGUUCCAGCGGAUCCAAGACGUCCAGCAGUCGCAACAAGCGAGUCGGCCGUCAUGGACACCGUAGUCACGGCAGCAGCCGCAGCAAAUAUGAGCGUCGCGAUCGCGACAGAGAAAGGGAUCGGGAUCGGGAUCGGGGUCAUCGCCAGCGCCGCAGCCACUUUAGUGGUGGCAGCAGUAGUGGUGGUCAUCGCCAAAGGCAGCGACGACAUGGGGACUCGAGCCACUCCGGCGAGGAUGAGGGCGGCAGUAGCAGCUACCACCGCUCCUCGCGACAAAGCAGUAGCCGCAGCUACGAACACGGCAGCAGCAGCAGUGGACGGAAACGACACCGCACAAGAUCCCGCUCCAAGUCGCGCAGCACACAUCACUCCAGCUCCAACGCAUACUCAUCCACUUCUUCCGCGUCGCAUCCGCGCAAGCGCCACUAAGAUUACGACCACAGCUAAUUGUUAUAUUGCAUAAUUAUCUUUUUCCCCUGUUUAAGAUGCUUUCAGUAAACCGUUUUAAUCCAGCUUAAUAAAUUUCAUAAAGAAAA
Messenger RNA from Drosophila rhopaloa, 2802 nucleotides. RefSeq names its product arginine/serine-rich protein PNISR. The record is from RefSeq and is a predicted model, not a curated record. The transcript is spliced from 9 exons. Gene Ontology annotation, cellular component: nuclear speck; presynaptic active zone. Gene Ontology annotation, molecular function: RNA binding. The coding region runs from base 122 to 2695 and encodes 857 amino acids. Lineage: Eukaryota; Metazoa; Arthropoda; Insecta; Diptera; Drosophilidae.